AUGGUUGAGCCAGUACAAGGCGAAGCAGGCGUUGUUGUUCCGGACGAGGGAUAUUUGAAAGGUGUACGAGAGCUUUGUACCAAGCAUAAUGUGCUUUUUAUUGCUGACGAAGUGCAAACGGGUCUAGGACACUCUCAGAGAUUAUUAUGUUCGCACCAUGAAAAUGUACGGCCAGACAUUGUUACGCUUGGAAAGGCACUGUCCGGCGGGACAUAUCCAGUAGUACUUGAUGAAAAAUUGCCCGAAAAUGCUGCGAAAAUGGGUAAAAUUUUGAUGGAUGAGUUGCGAAAGCUACCGAAAUCGGUUGUCUCUGUUGUGCGUGGCAAAGGGCUUCUUUGCGCAAUCGUACUGAAAAAAAAAGUUGAUGCAUGGAAAGUAUGUCUGAAGCUAAAAGAUAACGGUUUAUUGGCGAAAAAUACGCAUGGCGAUACAAUCCGAUUUGCACCACCGCUGAUUAUCACUGAAUCGGAACUCAGAGCAGCGAUAAAAAUCAUCUCAGACACAGUCAACAGCUUCGCUUAA
Gongylonema pulchrum is the source of this 522-nucleotide messenger RNA. The record is from the annotation of a GenBank genome assembly. Lineage: Eukaryota; Metazoa; Nematoda; Chromadorea; Rhabditida; Gongylonematidae.